CCUGACGGCGCGGCCCGAUCACACCGCCGGGCCGCCUGGGGGCGCUGUCCCCGCCCCCGCCACGGUGCUGCCCGAGAGCCGCGGGGCCGCGCGGCACGUGCGCGGGGAGCGGGGCCGGGCCGGGGCCGCCAUGCUUAAGGUGCGGGCGGGGAAGCGGGCGCGGCAGGAGCGUCGGGAGGGCUGCGCCGCCGGCGUUCUCUUCAACACCGGCGCCGGCCAGCACAUCCUCAAGAACCCGCUCGUCGUCAACAGCAUCAUCGAGAAGGCAGCCCUACGACGCACAGAUGUCGUCCUGGAAGUCGGCCCAGGAACUGGUAACCUGACAGUGAAGAUGUUGGAGAAAGUAAAAAAAGUUAUUGCUUGUGAAAUUGACCCUAGACUUGUUGGUGAACUUCAGAAGAGAGUCCAGGGCACGUGUCUGGCAAACAGACUUGAGAUCAAGGUUGGAGAUAUCUUGAAAACAGACUUACCAUUCUUUGAUGCAUGUGUGGCUAACCUGCCUUACCAGAUUUCUUCACCUUUUGUUUUCAAGUUGUUGCUUCAUAGACCUUUUUUCAGGUGUGCAAUACUUAUGUUUCAAAGGGAAUUUGCACUUCGCUUGGUUGCAAAACCAGGAACUAAACUGUACUGCAGACUGUCUAUUAAUACUCAGUUAUUAGCUCGAGUGGACCAUCUGAUGAAGGUUGGAAAAAACAACUUCAGGCCCCCUCCCAAAGUCGAAUCCAGUGUUGUCAGAAUAGAGCCAAAGAACCCGCCACCACCUAUCAACUUCCAGGAGUGGGAUGGUCUGGUAAGGAUAGCCUUUGUUAGGAAAAACAAGACACUCUCCGCAGCAUUUAAGUCAAGUGCUGUAGAGCAGUUGCUGGAUCAUAAUUACCGAAUUCAUUGUUCCUUACAUAAUAAAGAAAUACCUGAAAACUUCAAAAUUGCAGAAAAAAUACAGACAGUCCUAAAAAAUACUGGUUACUCUGAAAAACGAGCCCGUUCAAUGGAUAUAGAUGAUUUCAUUAGAUUGCUGCAUGGCUUCAAUUCAGAAGGCAUCCAUUUCUCAUAGAUUCUACUAGAAGAUGAAGGAUGCUCCGUAUUUUUAGUCUUGCCUAAGGCAGAGUGACUGCAGGACAAGCUCUUCUUGCAGAAGCAACAAACAGAAUACAGUGUACAUGCUCCAGUUCUAAAACAUUACGUGGAAUUUUAUCACAGAUAGUAGGCAAGAAGCUGCUGCUCUGUAUUUUAAAAGCAACAAAUUUUUUCAUCACUGAAGUGAGGCGCUGGACAUCCACAUGAGUGUAUUUUUAAAUAUACCAAAUAAUGUGGAUUGAUGCUGCCAUAAUUCAUGAGAAUUAAAAUUCAUCAUAAGAGAAAUCUGUUCUCUCAUCAUAAACUUCAACUCAGUAUAUUCUUGCACAGUACUCAGCCUGAGUUGACCAGCAGUCUGGUCUGGUCAACAAAAACAGUUGUCAUUCCAUUUUUGGGGGGAUUUUGUUCUUUGUUUUAAAGUGCAUUUAAACACUUCCUUUUGAUUGAAAUGCUUGUCUCUUCCAUUUGUCUUCUGGUAGCUAACCUGCAUUACAAGUCUGUUAGUAAUCUGUUUCUCUUGGAGAAAUCCUGGUAACUGUUUCUCAUAAACAUGAGCAUUUA
Molecule: messenger RNA, 1638 nt
Organism: Falco peregrinus (peregrine falcon)
Lineage: Eukaryota; Metazoa; Chordata; Aves; Falconiformes; Falconidae
Gene: DIMT1
Product: DIM1 rRNA methyltransferase and ribosome maturation factor
Exons: 12
Coding region: 131-1054 (307 amino acids)
Biological process (GO): rRNA methylation
Cellular component (GO): mitochondrial matrix
Molecular function (GO): rRNA (adenine-N6,N6-)-dimethyltransferase activity
Source: RefSeq, a predicted model, not a curated record